Molecule: messenger RNA, 2043 nt
Organism: Pedinophyceae sp. YPF-701
Lineage: Eukaryota; Viridiplantae; Chlorophyta; Pedinophyceae
Source: the annotation of a GenBank genome assembly
AUGAGGUCGGCGCUCCUCCUCCUUCUGGCCCUGGCCGUGAUGGCCACGGGCGCGCAGGCGUCGCACUUCCGGCACGGCAAGAUCAAGUACGAAGUCACAGGCGGCACCACGACUGUCACCGUCGACCACGCCUGGCGCGACGGGGCGACGAACUACCCGCGGUUGUAUGGCUGUGGCGUGUCGAACAUGGGCGCGAACUCGAACACCUUCGUGGGGGAGUUUGCCGACGCAGGCGGACUGAAGUACGACGUGACGCAGUCCACGUACAUCAUCAACACGCCAUCUUCGGCUUGCGAGAUCCACUUCAGAAGCUGCUGCCGCAUCGGCGGGCUGGAGUCUGGGAGCAACGCGUACUUCAGGGUGGCGGCGACCAUCGACCCCAGCGAGCCGAACGGCAUGACGUUUGGCGGGCAGGCCAUCCAGCCCAUCCCGAUUGGCGCUACUGCCACGACGUUCUUCCCGCUCGCGUCCCCUCCGUCCGGGGGCUUCGUUUGCCGCAAGGCGACGAACAGCGAGCAGGGCUUCACCCACGAACCGUUCGGCAACUCGUUCACCGUCUCGACCGCUGCCGGCGGCUGUGUCCUCCAGGGCAACACGGUGGGCAAGCAGAACAAGAAGUUCGCGUACCAGAUCGUCGCGGAGGAGGUCGGCGGGCCGCAGAAGACUGCCGUGGACGUCAUCGUCGAGGUCAACCCCGCCAGCGCCAUCCCGGCGCCCGUGGUGACGGGCUCUGCCAGCGUCACGUGCACGCCGGGCACUGCAUGCACGCAGGUGUGCCUGACGGGCACCAUUCCUGGUACGUACGCUCCGGGCUGGGACCUGCUGGUGACGGCCGCCGCGCCGCUGCCCGUGGCGGGCAUGACGCUCACGCCCCUGAGCUCCACGACGGGCACCUUGACGCCGUGCUUCGACUGGACGCCCGGGCUGUCGGAUGCCGGCACGAGCUACGCCAUCACGGUGGUCUUCCGCAACAGCGCCGGCGCGAGCGCGGCGGGGUCGAUCAGCAUCAUCGUGCGCAACGACCUUUGCCCCAACGACCCGAACAAGAAUGCGCCGGGCGUGUGCGGGUGCGGCGUGGCGGACACGGACUCGGACGGCGACGGGACGGAGGACUGCAACGACCAGUGCCCCGCGGACGCGGGCAAGGUGGCGCCGGGCGUGUGCGGGUGCGGCGUGGCGGACACGGACUCGGACGGCGACGGGACGGAGGACUGCAACGACCAGUGCCCCAACGACCCGAACAAGAUCGCGCCGGGCGUGUGCGGGUGCGGCGUGGCGGACACGGACUCGGACGGCGACGGGACCUGCAACUGCAACGACCAGUGCCCCAACGACCCGAACAAGAUCGCGCCGGGCGUGUGCGGGUGCGGCGUGGCGGACACGGACUCGGACGGCGACGGGACGGAGGACUGCAACGACCAGUGCCCUGCGGACGCGGGCAAGAUCGCGCCGGGCGUGUGCGGGUGCGGCGUGGCGGACACGGACUCGGACGGCGACGGGACGGAGGACUGCAACGACCAGUGCCCUGCGGACGCGGGCAAGAUGCGCCGGGUGGCGCCGGGCGUGUGCGGGUGCGGCGUGGCGGACACGGACUCGGACGGCGACGGGACGGAGGACUGCAACGACCAGUGCCCCGCGGACGCGGGCAAGAUCGCGCCGGGCGUGUGCGGGUGCGGCGUGCCUGACUCGGACGACGACGGCGACGGUCUGCUGCUCUGUCUCGACAACUGCCUCGGUACUGCUGCUGACGAGGUGGUGUUCCCGGCGGGCCCCAACGCGGGCUGCUCGGCGUUCGACCUGUGUCCUUGCGCACCUGCUGAGCCCUGGAAGAACCACGGCAAGUACGUGACGUGUGUGGUCUUCCACGUGCACGACCUGAUCAAUGACGGCAUCAUCAACGAGCAGGAGGGCGACGACAUCAUCAGCACCGCCGCGCAGACGGACUGCGGCAAGGGCAACAACGGCAACGGAAACGGAAACAACGGCAAGGGCAAGGGCAACGGCAAGGGCAAGCUGAGCAUGUCGCGCAAGUUGGGCGCAUAG